AGAUGAGUUUGGUAAAGCUCUCUCUGGGUUUUCUUUAACCUAACGAUUUCUUCCCAUUUUAAGGGAAUCUUUGUGAAGAUGAUGAUAAUGAUACUGUAAGUGAGUUUUAGUCAUUUCUAUCCACAUUCAACUUGAUCAAUUUGACUUUAUUCCUCACUUUCUAUAUCUCUCAGUCUUCGGAAUCGAUUCCCACUUUCUGAAAAGAGAAAUGCAUUGAAUCUGAGAUUCAUUCAUCGGUUCUUCGAUCUGAGAGACCCAUAGAGAGAUGAAGGAUUUACUUGGGAGCCCAGGAACGAAAACCGGUCUGUUUUUGAGGAUAAGCCAGUGUCUGUUCGCUGUUGCUUCCAUUUGGGUCAUGACAUCGGCUGCGAAUUUCACUAGCUAUACUGCAUUCUGCUAUUUAAUUGCAUCAAUGGGACUUCAGCUACUGUGGAGUUUAGUUCUUGCGGGUUUGGAUGGAUAUGCUUUGUGGAUAAAGAUUGACAUUCAUAGUCCUGUUCUUGUGAGUCUAUUUGUCGUGGGCGAUUGGGUGACUGCUACUUUAUCGCUUGCUGCAGCAUGUUCUUCAGCUGGAAUUGCGAUUUUGUAUGCAGGAGACUUGGGUUUUUGCAAGCACCAUACGCAAAUGCAAACUGCUUGUUUAAGAUACCAGAUUUCCGUGGCUUUCGCAUUCGUAACUUGGUUUCUAAUUGCUAUCUCUUCUUGUGUCAUGUUUUGGCUUAAUGCCUUGCUUUGGAUAAACUGAAAAAGAUAGAUAGAUAGAUAGAUUACUAGAUGGUUGUCGGGUUUGUGAGACUUGUCGUAACUCUAAUCAUAUAUAAUUCAAUACAUGUAUGGAUUGGUGAUAUUGAAUCAAGUCCCAAUGAUUCAUUUUCUACAAUGUGGAAAGAUUUGAACA
Messenger RNA from Impatiens glandulifera, 898 nucleotides. RefSeq names its product CASP-like protein 5B2. The coding region runs from base 266 to 745 and encodes 159 amino acids. Gene Ontology annotation, cellular component: membrane. The record is from RefSeq and is a predicted model, not a curated record. The transcript has 3 exons. NCBI's taxonomy places the organism in Eukaryota, Viridiplantae, Streptophyta, Magnoliopsida, Ericales, Balsaminaceae.